UUUUACCGCGAAGCCGGCUACAUCAUGUCAGCAGGAGGAGCGCGAAUUCUCAUCAUCUUGACUACUUUGGCCGCAACAUGCACUUCUUCGGCGCACCAUGGAUGGGACGAUUAUCAUUACAAGAAGCCUUUACCCUCUGAAGUUAUGGUGGAUGUUAUCAACAAUUUGGGAUUAGCCUUAUUAGAAGUACACAACGAGCAGAAUCACAAUAACAUCGCAAUAUCACCGUACGGAGCAACCACAGUUCUUGUGGCGCUUCUCGAAGGAGUUACUGGGAACGCGGCACAAGAAAUCAUAUAUGCUGCAGACCUUCCGCACGAUUACGCUGUUAUGCGGGUAGGUCUAAGAGAUAUACAUCGACAUCUAAAGAGUUACUUCAUACCGAAGGAAGGUUUUCUCGCAGGUCUAACUUUGAAUCACGAGAACAUUACAUUGAGAAGGGAUUACGAAGAGAUCCUUAGAUUCUACGGCUACGAUUUAGAAUCUUUCAAUAAUCCGGCCUAUCCUGAAACGACCACACCGAUCGCAACCACUACAACCAAAGAUAAAACAACAACAACUGAUAUGCUUGAAACUACGACAAUCCCAGCAACCACGCAAGAAAUUACUGAAAAAAUAGAUACUACUACCACUGUUCCAACUACAACUAUUACGAUGAAAGCUGAACCGACAACUGUCACUGAAAUAACUAGUACUACGUUUAAGCAGGAAACUGCAAAUACUGAAAACGUUGAAAGAACUACAAGGAUGGAUGAUAUUAGCACAACUAUAAAAUCGUCAACUGAUGACAUUAAAGAAUCAUCGACAACUCAAGAAACUACAACUGAUGCACAAAGUUCUACGCAAGCAAAUGAUGUUAUUACAACAUUAAAAUCAACUGUAGAUCCAAAACAGAAAUAUACCAAAGUUGAAGAUACUACAAUACAAAUAACAACUGAGAAUGAUAUUGGUACGACUAAGUCAGAAAAAACGGAAGGUACGACUGUAGAAGAUGAUGUAACUACCACUACCAUUAGUUCAUCGACAGGUCGAAUGGAAAAAUAUACGGAUGUAAAAGAUGUAGUUAAGGAAGAAUUUACUGAAGCAGAGAGCUCAUACUCUACUCAGAAUAAAUUCGUAACGAGUACAUUUAAUGCUAAUGGUGGUUCAACUACAAAUGCGAAUCCGACGAAAUUCGAUUUGCUGAGCACGAUGUUUUUCGAUUCAGAUGAAGACGAGGAUCUAGCUACAACCGAAUCAAAGAUCACAGUUAAUAUUAAAGAGACUACGAUGACAUUAUUAAAUUUAGAUGCUACAACCACAUCAAAUAAUGAUAUAAUUACUGAUGUGAAUGGUCAGGAUGUGAUGAAAGCAACAUCAACUAAUUUAGCAGAUGUAACAACAGAACAGCAGAAAGAAAUUAUUACAGAAAACUAUUUCACUGAAAAAAAUAUAACUAACGAAAUUGAACAAACAACUAUAGUGACUACAGAAACUGCUGCUGCUACGGAUUUAACUCCAAAUCCUUCUAAUGAUAAAACGACAGUGAAUAACAUUGAGCAGACGACGAUUGUAACGACUGAGUUUACUAAGAAGAAACUUGAUACAGAUUUGAUUUUAAAUGAUAUGGAUUUGCAGAAUAGACCAACUAGGCAAGAUGAUGUGACCGAGUCAGCGCCGUCUCCAUAUGCUAUUGGUAGUACGGAAUCAAGUCAACUUGAUGCUGUGAGUGAGGAUAAUUACGAGUACGAUUAUAUGACAUCGGAGUUUCCAUAUAGCACCGCGUUCAGCGGCACCGAUUUAAAGAUGGAUUAUUACACACUCAGCCACGCUUCAGUAUCUGAAGACACUGAUUAUGAAGAGUCUUCCAGUCAGUCGACUGAGAUUGGUGUAAGCGAAACCACGGAGCGAAAUAAACGGGAAUCCGAUUUUUUCGCCACAAUCUCAGCGUACAUUAGACCGGAAGUCAUAAAUUCAACGAAAAGAUCGAGAGGCACUCGUUCCGUCAUUGAUUACAUAAUAGCUCGCUAUUACGAUACGUAUCAAGUGAACAACGAUAGGAAAUAUGUGCCACGACCGCACUAUUCUUCCUACCAACCCGAACUUCCUCACACUUUCCUAGUAAAUGGAAACAUCCGGGAACCGAACAUUAGCUUCAUGACCUACGACACCGUACUGCCCUUCAGAUACCUUCCAGAACUGGACGCAAUGGCUCUGAGUUUCCCAUUGGACAGUAAUAUGUAUUACCUGCUGCUCGUUCUGCCAGUCGAAGACGACGGUAUCGACAAGCUCAUAUAUAAAUUCAGGAAAUUCACGAGUCUCAAGAACGUCAUCGAGAGUCUGAAGUACACUCACGUCAAAGCUAUAAUACCUAGCUUCAUGCUCAAAGGAUAUGUCGUACUAACGCCUACGCUCCAAAAGUUAGGAGUACGGAAGAUUUUCGAGCCUAGGCAUGCCGAUUUCAGUUUGCUGACUAAAGACCGUAACAUUUAUGUGACGAACAUAGAGCAAGCGGUAACUGUGACAAUAAGAAAUUACAUGGAUAAUCCGAACGGAGCCAGGAAGUUGCAUGAAUUUAGACCUGUGGAAUUCCGAGCGGAUCACCCAUUCCUCUACUUCGUUAUGGACUCGCAGCUCCACGUUAAUCUUAUGGCAGGCAAAAUAGUGAAUCCGCUUAAUUCUAGAAUUAAAUAA
Molecule: messenger RNA, 2673 nt
Organism: Nicrophorus vespilloides
Lineage: Eukaryota; Metazoa; Arthropoda; Insecta; Coleoptera; Silphidae
Product: location of vulva defective 1
Exons: 5
Coding region: 25-2673 (882 amino acids)
Molecular function (GO): serine-type endopeptidase inhibitor activity
Source: RefSeq, a predicted model, not a curated record